GCCCGCAGAGCGCAGUUGCCGCCAUCAUGAUGAACAGCGGAGGGAUCGGGGUGCCUCUCGGCUUCCCCUUGACUCCUACUUCGGUUAUCCAGGUCACUAAUUUAUCGUCAGCGGUCACUAGCGAGCAGAUGCGGACGCUCUUCGGUUUCUUAGGCGACAUCGAGGAGUUGCGACUCUACCCUCCGGACAACGCACCGCUUGCAUUUUCCUCCAAAGUAUGUUAUAUUAAGUUUCGGGAAUCUUCGAGUGUUGGUGUGGCCCAGCAUCUAACAAACACGGUUUUUAUUGACAGAGCUCUGAUAGUUGUGCCCUGUGCAGAAGGUAAAAUUCCAGAUGAAGCCAAAGCCCUCUCUCUCUUGGCACCCGCCCCUACAAUGACAACCCUGAUGUCUGGUGGAGGAUUGCUUCCUAUACCAACACCAAGUCAUUUAAAUCAGCUCAGUGUUUCCCUGAGCCCACUGGGAGCUAUACCUGCGGCAGCAUUGGACCCCAAUAUUACAGCCAUUGGAGACAUACCCCAGCCACCAAUUAUGGGCAAUGUGGAUCCUUCCAAGAUUGAUGAAAUUAGGAGAACUGUGUAUGUUGGAAACUUGAACUCGCAGACGACUACAGCUGAUCAACUGCUUGAGUUUUUUAAGCAAGUUGGAGAAGUCAAGUUUGUACGGAUGGCAGGAGACGAGACUCAGCCAACACGCUUUGCUUUUGUGGAAUUUGCUGACCAAAAUUCUGUACCUCGAGCCCUUGCCUUUAACGGAGUGGUGUUUGGAGACAGGCCGCUGAAAAUUAAUCACUCCAAUAAUGCAAUAGUGAAGCCUCCUGAAAUGACACCACAAGCUGCUGCUAAGGAGCUGGAAGAAGUGAUGAAGAGAGUACGGGAAGCUCAGUCUUUUAUAUCUGCAGCAAUUGAACCAGAGUCUGGAAAGAGCAGUGAAAGAAAAGGUGGUCGAUCGCGCUCCCAUUCACGUUCAGAAUCCAGGUCUAGUUCAAAAUCUCGAAGGAAAAGAUCGUGCUCAAAUCGCAGGACUAGAUCACGCGACAGAUCACGCUCUAGUCAGAAGGAGAGGCUUCGCUCCAGAACUCCGACCAAAAAGCGUUCAAAAUCUAAAGAACGACGAAGGUCCAGAAGCCGUUCCCAUUCUCGAGAGAAGAAGAAAGAAAGCAAAGAGAGAAUCAGAGAAAAAGAAAAGGUCAGAGAGAAAGACCGAGAUAAGGAAAAAGAGAAGGAUCGGGAAAGAGACAAAGACAAAGAAAGGAGCAGAGACAAGGAUAGGGGCAGGGAUCGAGACCGAGACAAGGAAAAGACCAAGGACAGAGACAAGGACCGUGUCAAGGAGACCAAGGACAGAGACAAGGACCGUGUCAAGGAGAGAGACAAGGAUAAAGAGAAGGAAAAGGACAGAGAUAGAGAGAAGGAACGGGAAAAAGACAAGGAGAAAGUUCUCUCCACAGAAAAAGACAAGCCAGAGGACCUGGAAAAAGAAGGUGGAAAAGAUAAGGACAGGGAGAUGGACAAAGAAGGAGACAAGGCGAAAGAUGGAAGUGAACAAGUAAAAGAAAAAGAGGAGGAAAAAGGAAAGUAUCGGGAGAAAGACAAAGCUGGGGAAAAAAUCAGUGAGAAAGACAGGGACGGAGAGAAGGAGAAAGAGAAGACAAAAGAAAAGGAGAGGGAAAGAGAGAGAGAAGAAAGAAGAAAGAAGGAGAAGAGAUCAAAGACCCCUCCCAGAAGCUACAGCUCAUCAAGAAGGUCGCGUAGUUCUAGCAGGGACAGACGAAAGAGGAAGAGCCUAAGUCCCUCAAAGUCUCCAAGACCAUCCAAAACCACAAAAAGGAAAUCUUCACGGUCACCAUCUCCAAGGAGAAACAAGAAAGACAAAAAGAGAGAGCGAGACUCAAGUAACGACAGGAGAGAGAGGGAGCGCUCUACAUCCAAGAAAAAGAGCAGCAAAGACAAAGAUGUUAAAGAAAAGUCUGAGAAAACCACAACGUUGAAGGAUAAAGAUCUGAGUAAAGAGAAUCAGAAUUCUGAAACUGACAAAGCCGAGGAGGAGGAUACAGGAGUGGCUGAAGAAGUCAAGCUGCAGCAGAAUGGGAACUGUCAACCAAAUGAAGAAAACCUCUCAGUUAAAACAGAGGAAGUAUAAAGUAUUGACUGGACCUCUGACCCAUCUGUGGGAGGAAAUACAAAGAUUUUCCUGUCUCCCUCUCUCCUCCCUCCUCAUGUCCCAA
Molecule: messenger RNA, 2226 nt
Organism: Euleptes europaea (tarantolino)
Lineage: Eukaryota; Metazoa; Chordata; Lepidosauria; Squamata; Sphaerodactylidae
Gene: SREK1
Product: splicing regulatory glutamic acid and lysine rich protein 1
Exons: 12
Coding region: 27-2141 (704 amino acids)
Cellular component (GO): nucleoplasm
Molecular function (GO): RNA binding
Source: RefSeq, a predicted model, not a curated record